Messenger RNA from Staurois parvus, 557 nucleotides. NCBI's taxonomy places the organism in Eukaryota, Metazoa, Chordata, Amphibia, Anura, Ranidae. The record is from the annotation of a GenBank genome assembly.
AUGCAGACUGCUUCUACAAACAUUUGUGAAAAACUGUGCAAUAAGUCCAUCCAUGAAAUUUCCUUGCUGCUAAAUAUUUCACGGUCAACUGUUAGUGGUAUUAUAACAAAGUGAAGCAACUGGGAACAAGAGCAACUCAGUCAUGAAGUGGUAGGCCACAUAAAAUGACAGAGCAGGGUCAGCGCAUGCUGAAGCGCACAGUGCGCAGAAGUCGCCAACUGUCUGCAGAGUCAAUAGCUAAAGACCUCCAAACUUCAUGUGGCCUUCAGAUUAUCAGAACAACAGUGCAUAGAGAGUUUCAUGGAAUGGGUUUCCAUGGCCGAGCAGCUGCAUCCAAGCAUUACAUCAUCAAGUGCAAUGCAAAUCAUCGAAUGCAUGGGUGUAAAGUACACCACCACUAGACUCUAGAGCAGUGGAGAGGUGUUCUUUGGAGUGAUGAAUCAUGCUUCUUUGUCUGGCAAUUCGAUGGACAUGUCUGGGUUUGGCUGUUGCCAGGAGAAUGGUACUUGCCUGACUGCAUUGUGCCAAGUGUAAAGUUUGGUGGAGGAGGGAUUAUG